Molecule: messenger RNA, 1528 nt
Organism: Nelumbo nucifera (sacred lotus)
Lineage: Eukaryota; Viridiplantae; Streptophyta; Magnoliopsida; Proteales; Nelumbonaceae
Product: Rhodanese/Cell cycle control phosphatase superfamily protein
Source: RefSeq, a predicted model, not a curated record
AAACGUAAACAGAUAAGGGAAAAAGGAUGAGAGCGUGCACAGUGCCAUCAGCUGCUCAUGCUUCUCUCCGGUUGCGAUGUUCCAUCCCAUUUCCGUUUCCAACGACCAAUCUGAUUCUAAGAAGAAAUAAAGCUUCUUUAGAGUUCAGGCAUGGCGAAAAUUUCGAUUCGCCAGUCUUAUGUAUUUCUCUCGGUUUCAAAAGAUUUUUUUCAAUUGCACUUUCGGAGAAGGAUAAGAGGCAAGAUUUCCAACGUGGGUCUGCAUUUUCUUCCAAUUUCGGUGGAAUUAAAGCUUCGGAUGAUGACUUUAUAGUUGUAAAUUUCUAUCAUUUUGUCUUUAUCAAAAAUCCAGAGGACGAAGUUGCAAAACACCUCUCCUUCAUGCAGGGUCUUGAUAUUCAUGGUCGGGUAUAUUUGAAUGAGCAAGGGAUCAAUGCACAGUAUAGUGGUCCAUCAAGAGAUGCUUUGGCAUAUAUUGAUUGGCUGAAAGAAGAUAAAAGGUUCUCUGAUAUCUUGGUUCAGAUUUCUCCUGCUUUAAAUGGGCAUGCUUUUCCACGGCUGAAACUGCGGUAUAAACCUUCACUAGUACAGUUAGAAGGAGGCAUUUCUCACCUUCCUUUGCUUGAUCCUUCAAUGAGAGCAAUCCCAAUAGCACCAUCUGAGUGGAGGGAAAAACUGCAAAAUAGAAAAAAACAUGGAGCAUCAAAUUCAGAACUUACUAGGAAGUUUAUUUUGUUGGAUGUGAGAAAUGGUUAUGAGUGGGAUAUAGGUCAUUUUCAUGGAGCUCAACGACCUGAUGUGGACUGCUUUAGGACCACUUCAUUUGGGUUAUCUGAGGCUGAGGUCAGUUCUUCAGAUCCUUUAGCCAGUGUUGACAAAGAAACCACAGAUAUAUUGAUGUAUUGUACAGGAGGCAUUCGUUGCGAUGUUUACUCUACAAUGCUUAGACAAAGGGGCUUCCAGAACUUGUACACACUGAAGGGAGGCAUUUCUCAUUAUCUAGAGAAUGAAGGUCCUAUUGAGUGGGUUGGAAAUCUAUUCGUUUUUGAUUCACGUCUUUCACUACCACCUUCUUCCUACAAGCAUGAGGCUGUGGCUGAAUCUGAUGGGUCUGGACUAGUGUCCAAGAAUAUUACCUUUGCAAGAUGCCACCUAUGUGGGUCACACUUGGCUGAACUAAGGCACCGGAACUGUGCAAAUCUAGACUGCAACCUGUUAUUCCUAUGCUGCACAAAUUGUGUGGAAAAGUUACAGGGAUGCUGCUCUUUGGAUUGCUCCAAGGCUUCUCGACUUAGACCUGUUCUGCCUGGACAUCAAAGAUACGAAAAGUGGCAUAUUUAUAGGGAUUCACAGUUGAAGUCAAGUCAACAAUCUUAAUUAAAUAUUUGUCUCUAACAGAUAAUAAGGCUGCAAUCUUCCAACGUCUGUAGUUUAUAUCAUUACCUCCAAUUUAAAUUAGGUUACUCGAUUAAAUUGAGAACAAAAUUAGAAUGAUGGUAAUAAAUUUGGUUUAAUAUUCUGGAGUCCUA